CAACUCAAUUGAACAUACGUACGUAUAGAUACACCACGUACGUAGAUACACCACAUAUAAUGUUUCCACAAACCAAAGUGUACUGGAUAGUUACGAUGUAACUGGGAAUAUUUCAGCAUGUGUGUGUGCAGGUGUAAAAGGAGAAGGGCAGAAGAAAGUCCCUCUCAUGCCACCUCUAGCGGCUCUGAAGAAGGCAACACAAGAGAUGGACUCACAAUCAAAGAUGCCAGUCAGACAACAGCUGGUGACGCUGAAGGCACAGCAAUCACCAGUGAAAGGAACUACCUCUCCUCCCUCCAAACCUGCUCCUCCCCCUCCACCACCUCAUGGGGAGAAGACAGAGGGAACUGGGGACCGAGACAGUGGUAUGUGGAGUGCCUCUACCUAUGACACUGUCACUGAAUGGACAAAGCACCAUGACAACCCAUCAGCAGGUGCUAUUUGUGAUGAUGUCGGUGGUGUUUGCUCAGUACCAGCAUCUCGUUAACGAUGUCACUGAUGAUCACCAGUAUACAACUCCUAAGAGAAACAAAGAAAAUAUUUGACUGUAGCGUUUUAGGUGCGUUGAUCGCAUGGUUUUCCCAUG
This is a messenger RNA of Geodia barretti, 586 nucleotides long. The record is from the annotation of a GenBank genome assembly. NCBI's taxonomy places the organism in Eukaryota, Metazoa, Porifera, Demospongiae, Tetractinellida, Geodiidae.